Tripterygium wilfordii is the source of this 981-nucleotide messenger RNA. Its product is annotated as serine/threonine-protein phosphatase 7 long form homolog. Gene Ontology annotation, biological process: meristem maintenance; meristem development. NCBI's taxonomy places the organism in Eukaryota, Viridiplantae, Streptophyta, Magnoliopsida, Celastrales, Celastraceae. The record is from RefSeq and is a predicted model, not a curated record. The transcript has 4 exons. Bases 1 to 981 code for a protein of 326 amino acids.
AUGGCGCGGACACGGGGUGGUCGAUCAUCGAGUCAUUCAGGGACUCCCGUUGUCCGCGAUUUGAGGGAGGAUCGUCCUGGGCCGGAUGAUCGUUCCAUUCUAUACAUGCAAGCAAACCACCGGUCAGAGGAUGUGUGGCGGAGACAGGAUACAGGAGUGCCAAUAAGAUUUAGGCAGCAUGUGUUUUGGAGCUUGGAUGCACGCGUUAGACACUAUGUGAUCCAGGCUGGUUUCUAUGGUAUCACACAAAUAGGUAAUAUAAAACUUGAUAAUGGCCUCUUAACUGCGUUAGUCGAGCGAUGGAGGCGUGAAACCCACACCUUCCACUUCCGUGUUGGGGAGAUGACGAUAACACUGGAGGACGUUGCUAUAUUAUUGGGCCUUAGGGUUGAUGGACCAGCUGUGACUGGUACUGGGAUAUAUGAUUGGGAUGAUGUGAUGUUGCGAUUACUAGGUAGGGUCGCACUGAGUACGGAGAGGGAGGGGGCAUCUUUAUCGUUGUCAUGGUUAGUUCUGCAUUUUGGUGAAAAUAAUCCUCCAAUUGAUGAUGCCCCUGAGGAGGUCUUGCAACAAUAUGCUAGGGCUUACAUAUUAGCCAUGUUUGGGAGCAUUCUUUUCCCGGCCACGACGGGUGAUAGCAUACCCCUCAUUUUCCUACCUCUCCUAGCAGAUCUUCGGCAGACCUCAAUGUAUAGCUGGGGAGGAGCAGUAUUGGCUUGUUUAUAUCGAAACCUAUGUCGAGGAUGUAUGGGCAGUGCUCGUACGAUAGGAGGUUGUGGCCUAUUACUUCAGUUAUGGUCAUGGGAGAGGUUACAUGUAUGUCGACCAGGAAUGCGUACAUUGGAUCCACCCGCAGGACUUCCAGACGAGCCGCCUCGUCCACUUGGUGCCAGUUGGCGGGGAAAUCGGACUUAUAGAAGAUCUCCAAGGCAAGUCCUUAUCUUUGCUAGAGAUGAGUUGGAUCAACAAGAACCUCAUUAG